AUGGUCAAUGAUAAGAAGAAUUUUAUCAAAUUGCUUAUCUUAAGUGGUAUAGUUCUAUACGUUCUAUUCACAUUAAAUAAACGUGCGAAAAAGAUGCAUUUCUCGAUUGAAAACCAAUGGAAUUCCAUACCAAUCACUGAUCACGAACCAGUUCGAAUUCAUCUCUUAUCCGCCGAUGAUAAAAAUCAUCUCUUAAUUGAAAUCGAUGCGCCAUUUUUCAACGACCCAGCUCCACCGACAAAAUCUUCGACACCUGGUUCAUAUCCCGAACUAUGGAACUACGAAGUUGUGGAACUGUUCUUUCUAUCAUCAUCAACAAAUCAUUAUCUUGAAUUAGAAUUUUCUCCUCAUGGUCAUUAUCUUGUUCUUCUCUUACUCGAUCGUCGAAAAGAAUUGAAACAAAUGUUACCAUUACCAUUUUAUCAAGUCGAACGACCUUCAUCAACUCGAUGGAUCGGUCGCGCACGUAUUCCUCGUUCAUUAUUUCCCGCUCAUGUUGAUCGUUUCAAUGCUUAUGCUAUUCAUGGUGAAAAUGACCAACGAACUUAUGAAUCUCUUUAUCCAGCGCCGAGCGAUAGUGUUAAACCUGAUUUUCAUCGCUUAGAAUUCUUUCGGUCAAUAGACUUCGAAUCAUUAUUAAACAUCGGCGAACAUGAUGGUGAUUCAUGGCAGAAUAACUAA
Molecule: messenger RNA, 681 nt
Organism: Adineta ricciae
Lineage: Eukaryota; Metazoa; Rotifera; Eurotatoria; Adinetida; Adinetidae
Source: the annotation of a GenBank genome assembly